UCACCACUUAGGAAUGCAAUGAUGUCAGCGGGGGCGUGGCUCCCCAAAAUCGGUGAAGGAGAAAAAAAGAGAAAUCGGAAAGUUUCUUCUUUCUCCGAGCUGGAGCCGGAGCGGAGGCGGGGAAGGAGGAAAAGAGGCGGCUUCCGCUGGGAGAGCGUGACCCCGCAGCUCCCCCCCGCUUCCCCCUCCUGGAGAGCGCCUCCUUCCCUGCCAUGUCUGGCCCCACCUGGCUCCCCCCGAAACAGCCAGAGCCGGCCAGGCUACCCCAGGGAAGGGCGCUGCUGCGGGGCACUCCUGGCCCGUUAGUCCCCGGAGCAGCCAGCGCCUACCAUUUCCCAGCAGAGCACAGUUAUCCGGGGCCCGGCCGGCCCGAAGAGCUGGCCCCCGUCGUGGGGAGAUGCCCCAGAGCAUCCCAAAGCGCACAGGGGCUUCGACCAGACAGGGGGGCCGUGCACCUGCGGAGUCUGGAUGCAGAAAUAGACUCCCUGAGCAGCAUGCUGGCUGACCUGGAUAGUGGCAGGGACCGUGCCCCGUACCGGCCAAACAGACAGGCAUGUGAACCCCUUCAACCCCCUCCCAACCGUGUGGCUCUCCUGAAACCGGGUGGAGGAGGGUCCACUCCACCAAGAAUCCCAGCCCCAUCUUAUGGGGGCCCUACCCCUGCCUCCUAUACCACAGCUAGCACUCCGGUUGGUCCUGCCUUCCCGGUGCAGGUGAAGGUGGCUCAACCUGUGAGGGGGUAUGGUCAGUCCUGGAGGGGUGUGCCUCAAGCCGCUAGCCCAGCUCCAGCUCCUUACCCUCCUUCCACCAGCUGGCCUGAAUCUUGGGGGGGUUCCUAUGAGGGGCAGAGAGAGCUCAGGGCCAAAGAGGAGAGUGUUAGAAGUUCUGGCCCAAAAGGAGGAAGAAGAACAGGAGGAGGAUAUAUAUCCAAGCCCCAGGCUGCUCCCAACAGAGAUCCCCCUGAGGAAGAGCUGGAAAGACUAACCAAGAAGCUAGUGUAUGACAUGAACCAUCCACCCAGUGGGGAAUACUUUGGCCGAUGUGGGGGUUGUGGAGAGGACAUAGUAGGGGAUGGUGCUGGAGUUAUUGCCCUGGAUCGUGUCUUCCAUGUCGGCUGCUUUGUCUGCUCCACAUGCAGGACUCAGCUUCGGGGCCAGCAUUUCUAUGCAAUAGAAAGAAAGGCAUAUUGCGAAGGCUGCUAUGUGGCUACCCUAGAGAAGUGUUCGAUGUGCUCCCAGCCUAUCUUGGAUCGCAUUCUGCGGGCUAUGGGGAAAGCCUAUCACCCUAGUUGCUUUACUUGUGUUGUAUGUCAUCAAGGUCUUGAUGGCAUUCCUUUCACGGUGGAUGCCACCAGCCAGAUCCACUGUAUUGAAGACUUCCACAGGAAAUUUGCUCCUCGAUGUUCUGUGUGUGGUGGUGCUAUUAUGCCUGAACCUGGGCAAGAGGAGACUGUGAGGAUUGUUGCCCUUGAUCGAAGUUUCCACAUUGGUUGCUACAAAUGCGAGGAAUGUGGACUGUUGCUAUCAUCAGAGGGAGAAUGUCAGGGCUGCUACCCAUUGGAUGGUCAUAUCCUGUGCAAGACUUGUAGUGCCUGGCGAAUACAGGAGCUCUCGGCCACUGUUACCACUGACUGCUGAGAUUCUCCACCAUCAUGACCUGCCAUCAUGUCCUCCUCCUUGCUCCCAUUUACAAUUAGACACUAAGUCCCAUACCUCUUGCCCCUAGUCUUCAUCACAUAACUACUGAACCCCAGAACUAUUGAGGCCUGUGAGUGGAGCAGGAAUUGCUCCUUAGCUGGAUUGCUAUCAUAUAGGGAGGGAGUGGAGAAAGGUGCAGUGGAGGUUGGAUUGAGGCUGGUUGCUUAGGCUUAGAGGGGAAACAACCAAAGGACGAAAUGCUUAGUUUCUAGCAUUAUUGGACAUCUGGGUACUGGAAAGAAGUAGAACUGGAAACUGAUCCUGAGAUUGUUCUUUAUUUGGAAAGAGUGCUACUCUAGAGGGAAGAGUUUCAUGGGCUCCAAAUUCAGCUGAUCCUUUGAACCAUGGAAAAGGCCUACCUUCUUGGCUAUUCAUUAUGCAACUGAGGGCCCUCUCUAAAAUAAAUCCUUCAAGACUACAAAAACCACCUGGUCUGGCAGCACAAAGGUGUAGAGAAAGUUACAUGACUUCACUUAAUCACAGACUCCCAGAGUUAGAAUGGAUUUCAGAGGUCCAUUAAUCCAACCAUAACCUCAGUUAAUGGUCAAUAAGCAUUUAUUAAAUACUUACUAUAUGGUAAGAAUUAGGGGAAACAACAUAGAAAUGAUUUACAUAAAAUAUGUACAGGCUAAGUUGGAAAUAAUCAAUAGAAGAAGGGCACUAGUAUUAAGGGGCGGGAUUAGGAAAGUUUCUUGUUAAAGGUGGGAUACUUGGAACUUCUAAAAAUCCACAGAAGCUAGGAAAAGGGGAAUGAGGAGGGAAAGACUUAAGGCAUGGACAAUGUCCUGUGAACAUGAACUAAGCAGGGAAAUGGAAGUUUUGUGCAAGGAUGAGCAAGGAGGCCAGUGUCACUGAUUGGAAAGGUAGAAGAGGGUUAGAUUGUGAAAGGCUUUGUGAAAGGAUUUUGGUUUUGAUCCUGAGGGUGAUAGGGAACCAUUAGAGCUUACUGAACAGAGAAGUGACAUGGUUGGAGCUGUGCUUUAAGUUAGCCACUUUGAUAGCUGAUGAUUUGGAGUAGAGAGUAGAAAGAGACUUAAGGCAGAGACCAACCAGAAGGCUAUAGAAGUAAUCCUCAACAAAAAAUUCCUCUAGAACAGCACUAAGAGUAGUACCUAGCAUGGAACAGGCACCUAAUAAAUGUUUUUUGUUUGACUGAGGCCUGACAAGAGACCAUCCAACCUUUGCUUGAAGACCUCCAGUGAAGGAGGAAACUCUCUCAUACCAGCCCUUUUGAAUAACUUGAAUACAAGUAGGAAGCUUUUUCUUUUAUCAAGCACAAUUUGCUUCUUUUGGGGUUACCAUUCUUUGUUUUUAGUUCUGCUUUCAAGACCAAGCAGAAUAAUUUGGAAAGAAUUCUGAAUUAGGUAUUAGAGAUGUUAGAGGCCCAGUUUUAAAUUCUAGUUUUAGGGCUUAUUUUCUGACCUUAAGCAAAUAAAUCAUUUGAGCAAGAUA
This is a messenger RNA of Sarcophilus harrisii (Tasmanian devil), 3149 nucleotides long. It is a transcript of the gene TRIP6, whose product is annotated as thyroid hormone receptor interactor 6. Bases 213 to 1637 code for a protein of 474 amino acids. NCBI's taxonomy places the organism in Eukaryota, Metazoa, Chordata, Mammalia, Dasyuromorphia, Dasyuridae. Gene Ontology annotation, biological process: positive regulation of non-canonical NF-kappaB signal transduction. The record is from RefSeq and is a predicted model, not a curated record. The transcript has 9 exons.